AUGAAAGAACUCCCCCAAAACCAAUCCUCUCCACGCCUCACAAACCUUAUUUUGAUCUGUUUUUCCCUCUGUAUCAUUUACAUCUUCUUGUCAUUAGUCCUCGCUCCGAAAACCAGGUUGUUACAUGCCCCAGUUUUGCUACAGGAUGUGUCUUCUCCGACCUCUUUGGAGCAUAUUGUUUUUGGGAUAGCCUCCAACGAAAGAUCAUGGCCAGAGAGGAAGGAGUACGUUCGGCUAUGGUGGAGACCCGGUCAAAUGCGAGGCUGUGUUUUCCUCGAAAGCUCGUUAUUACUCAAUUCAACUUCUGAUAAUGACAACGUUUCUCUCCCUCCAAUAUGCAUUUCCCAGGACACUUCACGGUUCAAGUACACAUACAGGGGCGGGCUCAGGUCGGCUAUUCGGGUGGCGCGAGUGGUUGUAGAGACUGUUGCACUUAACCAUUCGAACGUCCGGUGGUUUGUGUUCGGAGACGAUGACACGGUGUUCUUCCCGGAGAAUUUGGUGAAGACACUGUCGAAGUAUGAUGAUGGGUUGUGGUUCUAUAUUGGGACUAAUUCGGAGAUUUAUAUGCAAAACAAGCUCUUUUCUUUUGAUAUGGCUUUUGGUGGGGGUGGUUUUGCUAUAAGUUAUCCUCUGGCAAAGGUUUUGGCGAAGGUGUUUGAUUCGUGCCUUGAACGUUACCCACAUGUCUAUGGCAGCGAUAGCAGGAUUUCUGCUUGUUUGGCUGAGCUCGGUGUGGGACUGACUCGGGAGCCCGGUUUCCACCAGACGGAUGUCCGGGGCAAUAUCGUCGGUUUAUUGGCCGCUCAUCCAGUUACACCCCUUGUAUCUCUCCAUCACUUGGAUGCUACAGACCCAAUCUUCCCAAACAUGACAACCAUGAAGGCUUUAGAACAUUUGGUUGAAGCUGCAAAGGUUGAUCCCCAUAGGAUCUUACAACAAACGGUUUGUUACGAUCGUUGGUAUUCUUGGACAAUUUCUGUGUCAUGGGGCUAUGCUGUUCAAGUUUUCGAACACAAUGUGUUCUUGCCAGACGCCAUUUGCGCAGAGGAGACGUUUAUGCCAUGGAAAAAUGGGAAUGGUUUGAAUGCAUUGUUGAAUUUUAACACAAGGGAACGACACCCUGAUCCAUGUCGAAGGCCGACUCUGUUCUUUCUUGACAAGGUUUCGUCUGAUAGAGAUGGGAUUGAGAGCAUUUACAGGAGAAUGAUCCCGGAUAAUUGCUUGAUUGGUGUGGCUUCACCGAAGAGAGUAGAGGAGAUCAGAGUUUUCUCACAGAAACUAGAACUCGACACUAAACAGUUGCAGGCCCCAAGACGUCACUGUUGUGAUUUACUACCUUCAUCCGCAGGCAAAGUGAUGGAAGUCGACAUUAGAGAAUGCAAAGAAGAAGAACUAAUUUACAUGCACCCCUAA
Messenger RNA from Ilex paraguariensis (yerba mate), 1416 nucleotides. The record is from the annotation of a GenBank genome assembly. Lineage: Eukaryota; Viridiplantae; Streptophyta; Magnoliopsida; Aquifoliales; Aquifoliaceae.